UGCUAAAGAUAAGGCAACUGGUUUACAAUAUUUGAAAAUAAUUUUGUUUUGAAAUUUUGGUUAUUUUUUAAAUUUUACCUUUUUAAUUUGCGGUUUUUAUUUUGAUUUGAAUGUGAUUGUAUCUUUCAAUGUGCGUGUAAAUCACUGAGUACUGACUAUAAUAGGAUUUAAUUAAAUCUGAACUUUAAGUUUUUGUAUUCAUCGCCAAGUUCAUAAUGGAUCCGCAACCAAAUUUUGAUCAAUUCUGUCUCAAACGAAUUUUGAUGAAUGACACAGAACGCAAAAUGAUUGCUGUUGAAGGCAAUUUUAAAGGACUCCCUGAACCUGCUGUUGUUGUUAUGGAAAAAUAUGCUUUUGAUGAAGCUUCUGUUUUAAAUGUGUGCAAUGCCCAGACUAAAUUAAAAAAAAAUUUAGAUAACGAUGUUUAUAAAUCAUUCAGUUGUGUGCCGCAAUAUGAUGAAAACAUUCCUUCCAAUAAAAUGGACCUAAUAUACCCUGCAACAGACAAGCAUAUUUUAAAAUUUUCGAGUCAACCCAUUUAUUGUGUGCAAGAAACUGAAGAAAUGUAUCAAACUAUAACUUUACAUCAUAUCUUGGAUAACAGCUUGUCACUACAAUGGGUAUACAAUUGCUUAGAGUAUAAAUCAGAAAAAGAAAGAAUAACAUAUGAUACGGCUUCUGAAAAUCAAAAAGAUGAUGAAGAUAAUGGUUUUUUACUUUUACCAGACUUAAAAUGGUCCGGUAAAUUGAAUGAAUUAUAUUUGUUAGCUAUUAUCAAAAAAAGAAACAUUAAGUCAUUAAGAGACUUAACGACUGAUCAUUUACCGUUAUUAAAAAAUAUUUUAAACAAAGGAUCAGCUGCUAUUUAUAAAUUAUAUGGAGUUCAACAAUCUCAAUUACGCACUUAUGUCCAUUAUCAACCAUCAUUCUAUCAUUUUCAUGUUCACUUUACAUAUUUGAUGCAUACACCUCCAGGAAUAAAUGUCGGAAAAGCUCAUUUACUUACAACAAUAAUUAAUAAUAUUGAAAUGCAAGGCAACUACUAUCAAAAAGCCACAUUAGAUUAUUUUAUUAAGGAAAGCGAUCCUUUGUUUAAUCGUUUCGAAGAAAAAGGAAUUCUUAGUAAAGCCAAACUUAUUGAUGAAAUUAACAAUGUAUAAAACAACCACUAAAUAUCUAUAUAUUUUAAGUAAGUAACCUAUACUAAUUUUUUAGAUGUAUUUCAUUAAAUAUAUUACUAUAAUUUUUUCUGUUUUCAAAUCUGUCAAUAGUUAUCAUUUUGUGUAAUUUAUGUUUUAAUAAAUAUAAUAUAAUGUAUCCAAAUUAUUGUAUUCAUAA
Acyrthosiphon pisum (pea aphid) is the source of this 1338-nucleotide messenger RNA. RefSeq names its product Decapping enzyme, scavenger (gene Dcps). NCBI's taxonomy places the organism in Eukaryota, Metazoa, Arthropoda, Insecta, Hemiptera, Aphididae. The coding region runs from base 216 to 1160 and encodes 314 amino acids. The transcript has 6 exons. Gene Ontology annotation, biological process: deadenylation-dependent decapping of nuclear-transcribed mRNA. Gene Ontology annotation, molecular function: hydrolase activity; RNA 7-methylguanosine cap binding. Gene Ontology annotation, cellular component: nucleus; P-body. The record is from RefSeq and is marked validated.